Balaenoptera ricei (Rice's whale) is the source of this 777-nucleotide messenger RNA. It is a transcript of the gene TRAPPC6A, whose product is annotated as trafficking protein particle complex subunit 6A. The coding region runs from base 31 to 510 and encodes 159 amino acids. The transcript has 6 exons. NCBI's taxonomy places the organism in Eukaryota, Metazoa, Chordata, Mammalia, Artiodactyla, Balaenopteridae. The record is from RefSeq and is a predicted model, not a curated record. Gene Ontology annotation, cellular component: TRAPP complex; trans-Golgi network; cis-Golgi network. Gene Ontology annotation, biological process: endoplasmic reticulum to Golgi vesicle-mediated transport; regulation of GTPase activity.
GGACGGUUGUUAGGCACGGGAGGCCGGCGCAUGGCUGACGCGGUACUGUUCGAGUUUCUGCACACGGAAAUGGUAGCGGAGCUGUGGGCGCAAGAUCCGGACCCCGGUCCCGGGGGACAGAAGGUGAGCCUGUCGGUCCUGGAGGGCAUGGGCUUCCGCGUGGGCCAGGCCCUGGGCGAGAGGCUGCCCCGGGAGACGCUAGCCUUCAGGGAGGAGCUGGACGUCCUCAAGUUCCUAUGCAAAGACGUGUGGGCGGCCGUGUUCCAGAAGCAGAUGGACAGCCUGCGCACCAAUCACCAGGGGACCUACGUCCUGCAGGACAACAGCUUUCCCCUUCUCAUCCGGAUGGCCUCGGGUCUGCAGUACCUGGAGGAAGCGCCCAAGUUCCUGGCCUUCACCUGCGGCCUCCUACGUGGCACCCUCAGCACCCUGGGCAUCAAGAGCCUGGUCACCGCCUCCGUGGCAGCCCUGCCCGCCUGUAAGUUCCAGGUGGUGAUCCAGAGAUCCUGAGGGAGCCCCAGGCCCCACCCCCAGCCGAGCCUCACGCCACCCCAUCCCGAGGACCCAGCUGCUGCCCGUGCUGGUGGCUGGUGCUGGGGAGACGGGGUCCCACCGCUUCAGGGCCUCACAAGCGCUCAACAAAUGGGUGUCAUAGGGAGGUGGGGGUGUCCCAGGGGCAAGGUGGGCCCCGCCCCAGUCGGGGCUGGCGUGGAGGGAGCCCGCAUCGGACACAUCCCUCCGCACGGCAGGUGCUCAAUAAAGGUUCUGUACGUGGGA